ACAGUACGCCGGCUGGCGAACAAAGCCCCUGGCACUGCCAAUAAAGACAAACCAUGCCUCCGUGCUUAGCCUCUCCUCUUUUCACGCCGCUGUGAAGGGAAGGCAUGACACCAUUCUCGUCGCUUUUCCUUCUCAGAAAGAUGCCAGUUUUUAGAGGAAGAGGUGUCGUCUUGAUAUAGUGGAAUUUUUUUGUCUCUUCUGCUGCUGAUGAGUUGAGAUGCUGGCAGAGCGCAGAGAGAACAGCAGGGCUGCCUUUGCCCUGACAAAGCCGCUCAAGAUGAACAUGGUGAAGAGGAUCAUGGGGCGGCCGAGGCAGGAGGAGUGCAGCCCCCAGGACAAUGCUCUGGGCCUGAUGCACCUGCGACGCCUCUUCUCCGAACUGUGCCACCCUCCUCGCCACAUGACCCAGAAGGAGCAGGAGGAGAAGCUCUACAUGAUGCUUCCCGUAUUUAACAGGGUGUUUGGCAACGCUCCACCCAGCAGCAUGAUGGAGAAGUUCUCCGACCUGCUGCAGUUCACCACCCAGGUCUCACGGCUCAUGGUGACCGAGAUCAGACGAAGAGCCUCUAAUAAAUCCACAGAGGCAGCCAGUCGCGCCAUAGUCCAGUUCCUGGAGGUGAACCAGAGUGAGGAGGCGAGUCGUGGCUGGAUGCUUCUGACCACCAUUAACCUGCUGGCCUCCUCCGGACAGAAAACAGUGGACUGCAUGACGACCAUGUCGGUACCCUCCACGCUGGUAAAAUGCCUGUACCUGUUCUUCGACCUGCCUCACAUGGCCGAGGCCCCAUUAGGCCCCACCCCGCAGGCCCCACCCCCACCGCCACCACCACCCAGCCAGGAGAAGACCCCAGGCCAGGGCCACACCCAGCAGGAGCUGCCCCUGGCUGACCGCAGAGUGCUGCUCCAGAAAGUCUUCGUCCAGAUCCUUGUGAAGCUCUGCACCUUUGUGUCUCCGGCUGAAGAGCUGGCCCAGAAGGACGACCUCCAGCUGCUGUUCAGUGCCAUCACCUCCUGGUGUCCCCCCCACAACCUGCCCUGGAGGAGGAGCGCGGGAGAGGUGCUGACCACCAUCUCCCGACACGGCCUGAGCGUCAACGUGGUCAAAUACAUACACGAGAAGGAAUGCCUGGGUACAUGUGUUCAGAACAUGCAGCAGUCGGAUGAUCUGUCACCGUUGGAGAUUGUGGAGAUGUUCGCCGGCCUCUCCUGCUUCCUCAAGGACUCCAGCGACGUGUCACAGACCCUGCUGGACGAUUUCCGAAUGUGCCAGGGUUAUGCCUUCCUCUGCGACCUCAUGCUCAGACUGGAACAGGCCAAGGAGGACGAAUCGAAAGAUGCACUAAAGGACCUUGUUAACCUGGUCACCUGUCUGACAACUUAUGGGGUGACGGAGCUGAAACCCGCCGGCCUGACAACCGGAGCUCCAUUCCUGCUGCCUGGCUUUGUUCUCCCGCAGCCUUCUGGGAAAGGCCACACAGUGCGUAAUAUCCAGGCUUUUUCAGUGCUUCAGAACGCCUUCCUGAAGGCUAAAACAAACCGUCUGGCAUCCAUGCUACUGGACGCCAUCGGAAACAUCUACUCAUCCGAGCCGGCCAACUACUUCAUCCUGGAGUCGCAGCACACCCUGUCGCAGUUUGCAGAACGUGUGGCCAAGCUCCCCGAGGCCCAGACCAAGUAUUUUGAGCUCCUUGAGUUUGUCGUCUUCAGCCUCAACUACGUGCCGUGCAAAGAGCUAUUCAGUGUCAGCGUGCUGCUCAAGUCGAGCACGUCUCACGCCUGCACAAUCACGGCGGUCCGGACGCUGCUGAAGCUGUCCAGGCACGACCCGGUGUUCAGCGACGUUCUGCGGGAGGUCGGCCUGCUCGAGGUGCUGGUCAACCUGCUGCACAAGUACGCCGCCUUGCUCAAAGACCCGGCCACGCAGCAGCAACCACACAACAAUGACCAAGCUGACUGUAAAAACAACCCAGUAGCAGAGGAGCAGAAGCAGUCGGCCUGGCUGGUGAUGGAGACACUGACUGUGCUCCUGCAGGGCUCUAACACCACCAACACUAAUGCAGCUCUGUUCAGGGAGUUUGGCGGCGCUCGUUGCGUUCACAACAUCGUGAAGUACCGCCAGUGUCGGGAACACGCCCUACUCAUCAUCCAGCAGCUCGUCCUGUCGCCCAGCGGAGAUGACGAUAUGGGAACACUGCUGGGCCUCAUGCACUCGGCACCGCCCAGUGAACUACAGCUGAAGACUGACAUAUUGCGGGCUUUGUUAGCGGUUUUGCGUGAGAGCCACCGCACCCGGACGGUGUUCCGCAAGGUGGGCGGCUUUGUCUACGUCACCUCUCUGCUGGUGGCCAUGGAGCGCUCACUGUGCCAGCCGCCGCGACACGGCUGGGAGCGCGUCAACCAGAACCAAGUCUUUGAGCUGCUGCACACCGUCAUCUGCACUCUCACCGCCGCCAUGCGCUACGAGCCCGCCAACUCACACUUCUUCCGCACGGAGAUCCAGUAUGAGAAGCUGGCUGAUGCUAUAAGGCUGCUGGGCUGUUUCUCAGACACUAAGAAGCUGGGUCCCACAAGUGUUUUCCCCUCCAAUGCUCAGCCUUUCCAGAGGCUGCUGGAGGACGAGGCUGCCCCUGGAGGCUGCGCAGGAGACAGCGUCUGUCCCACACUCAAACACUGCAGCAAACUCUUCAUCUACCUGUACAAGAUGGCCACCGACUCGUUUGACAGUCGUGCGGAGCAGGUGCCUCCCUGCCUGACUCACGAGACCUCGUUGCCCUCACCGUGGGGCACGCCAGCACUCGCCAGGAAGAGACAAGGCUACUACGGUACGUCGGGUCCUCCCGCCCCAGUCAAAGCCCUGACAGACCUGAAGCUCCACUUAGCCAACACCUCCCACCCCGCUUCCUCCUCGUCCUCGUCUGACAUGGUGGUCAUCCACCCGGGGGCCGUCCUGGCCAUCCUUGACCUGCUGCCCUCCGUCUGCUCCGACAGUCAGCCAGAGCAUGCCCUGGACCUGCAGCUGGCAGUGGCCAACAUCCUCCAGCUCCUGGUGAACAGUGAGAGGAACCAGCAGGUGCUGUGUGAAGCUUGCCUCCACCAGCGGCUGUUGCAGCGCUGCAGUCAGGCCCUGGCCGAUGAGGACCACCCGCUGCACCCUCCACUGCAGAGGAUGUUUGAGAGGUUGGCUUCGCAGGCCCUGCAGCCGAUGGCACUCAGGGAGUUCCUGCGUCUUGGAAACCCUCUGAACUGCGGCGCCUGGGACAAGAAGCUACUGAAGCAGUACCGGGUUCACAAACCCAGCUCUCUCAGCUACGACGCCGAGAUGAGAAACAGUAUGACCAUGUCCAUGGAGGGCUUCGGUCCUGACAGCGUCUUCGCCACGCCAGCGGAAGACAACGGCCAGUAUCGCAUCAGCCGUAGCCUCGUGCGCUCCGCUGAGGGCAGCACCGUACCCCUCACCCGAGUCAAGUGCCUGGUGUCCAUGACAACGCCCCAUGACAUACGCCUGCACGGAUCGGCCGUCACGCCUUCAUUUGUUGAGUUCGACACCUCGCUGGAGGGCUUCGGGUGCCUGUUUCUGCCCAGCCUGGCUCCACACAACGCUCCCACCAACAACACCAACGCCUCAUGUGUCAGCGACGGCGCAGUGCUGAGCGGGAUGGGUACAGGGGAGCGCUUGUUCCCUCCUCCGUCAGGCCUGAGCUACUCAACCUGGUUCUGCGUCGAGCGUUUCAGCGCAGCUCCACAGGCCCACCCGGUGCGACUGCUGACCGUCGUCCGUCGGGCCACGUCCUCAGAGCAACACUAUGUCUGCCUGGCGGUGGUGCUGUCCGCCAAAGAUCGCUCGCUCACCGUCUCCACCAAGGAGGAGCUGCUGCAGACCUACUCAGCGGAUGAGUCGAGUGAAGAAGCCUCCUUCUAUGAGAUCCUGCCCUGCUGUGCUCGUUUCCGCUGCGGCGAGCUGAUCGCCGAGGGCCAGUGGCACCACCUGGUGCUGGUCAUGAGCAAAGGCAUGCUGAAGAACAGCAUGGCCACGCUGUACAUCGACGGCCAGCUCAUAAGCACUGUCAAGCUUCACUACGUCCACAGUGCACCAGGCGGCUCCGGCUCCACCAACCCUCCUGUGCUGAGCACUGUGUACGGGUAUGUGGGGACGCCGCCUGCACAGCGCCAGCUCUCCAGCCUGGUGUGGCGCCUGGGGCCCAGCCACUUCCUGGAGGAGGUUCUGCCUGCCACCAGCGUCGCCGCCAUCUACGAACUGGGACCCAACUACGUGGGCAGCUUCCAGGCCGUCUACCUGCCCUGUAAAGACUCGAAGACAGAGGGAGCACCUGCCUCCCCAGUGGCGUUGGUACCAGAGGAGAAGGUGUCCUUCAGUCUCUAUGCGCUCUCUGUCACUACUCUCUCUGUGGCCAAGAUCAGGAAAGUCUACAACAAACUGGACAGCAAAGCUAUCGCCAAACAGCUCACUGUGUCCUCUCAUGAAAACGCCACUCCGGUCAAGCUGAUUCACAAUGCCGCCGGCCACCUCAACGGGCCAGCGCGUGCCAUUGGAGCCGCUGUCAUUGGAUAUUUAGGCGUCCGUGUUUUUGUGGCCAAACCCGUGGCCACCAACCUGCAGUAUGUGGGUGGGGCGGCGGCCAUCUUGGGCCUGGUUGCCAUGGCGUCAGAUGUGGAGGGGCUGUAUGCUGCUGUCAAAGCUUUGGUGUGCGUUGUAAAAAGCAACCCUUUGGCCAGUAAGGAGAUGGAGCGCAUCAAAGGUUACCAGCUGCUGGCUAUGCUGCUGAAGAAGAAGCGCUCGCUGCUCAACAGCCACAUCCUCCACCUCACCUUCUCUCUGGUGGGAACAGUUGACAGUGGACACGAGACCUCCAUCAUUCCCAACUCCACCGCCUUCCAGGACUUGCUCUGUGACUUUGAGGUAUGGCUCCACGCUCCCUACGAGCUCCAUCUGUCUCUGUUUGAGCAUUUCAUCGAACUGCUGACAGAAUCCAGUGAGGCGGCUAAAAAUGCCAAACUGCUGAGGGAGUUCCAGCUGAUCCCCAGACUGCUGCUGACCCUGAGAGAUACCUCGCUGUCCCAGCCGACCGUAGCUGCCAUCAGCAACGUGCUCAGUCUGCUGCUGCAGGGCUUCCCCAACCCAUAUGAUCUGCUGAGGUUUGGCCAGUUCAUCUCCUCGACUCUUCCCACAUUCGCUGUGUGUGAGAAGUUUGUCGUCAUGGAAAUCAAUAAUGAGGAGAAGAUCGAUGGAGUUAAUGACGAUGAUUUUGGCGGUCUCCUGUCAGCCAACCUCAUUCUGCUGAGAAACCGACUGCUGGACAACCUGCUCCGACUGCUCUUCACCACCAAAGAGAAGUGCACAGUCAAUGCCCAGGCGUGUGAGGAGCUAGUGCGGACGCUGGGCUUUGAUUGGCUCUUGAUGUUCAUGGAGGAACACCUUCACUCGAGCACGGUCACGGCAGCUCUGUGGAUCCUGGUGGUGCUGCUCUCCAACCAAUCUAUCCUUAACCGCUUCAAAGAGGGCCUUUGUGGAGGAGGCUGGCUGGACCACACCGACUCUGUCCUGACCAAUAAGAUCGGCACAGUGCUGGGCUUCAACGUGGGCCGCAGUGCUGGUGGGCGCUCAACAGUGCGAGAGAUCAACCGGGACGCUUGCCACUUCCCAGGAUUGCCUGUGCUGCAGACCCUGCUACCCAAACACACCAACGUGCCGGAGCUCUACUUCCUGCUCAUGGCGCUGUUCCUGCAGCAGCCCGUCACCGAGCUGCCAGACAGCCUGCAGGUACAUUUUGACCUGGACUCCCUCUGGACGUUCAUCUUUGGCAUACCGGCGUCCAGUGGGACAGUAGUGGCCUCCAUCCACAAUGUGUACACGGAGGCGGCCUUCCUGCUGCUGGCCAUGCUUCGCAGCAUGCUCAACCUGCCGUGGCAGUCAGAGGAGGAAGGCUCCUGGCUGAGGGAGUACCCGGUCACCCUCAUGCAGUUCUUUAGGUAUCUUUACCACAACGUGCCUGACCUGGCACCGAUGUGGCACAGUGCUGAGUUCCUCUGUGCCCUGGCAGCAUCUGUCUUCCCUUUCAACAUCAGGCCCUACUCUGAGAUGGUCAGUGAUCUGGACGACGAGGCGGGGUCUCCCACCGAGGAGUUCAAGGGCUUCGCUGGGGACUCGGGUAUGAACCGCAGCCAGUCUGAAUACUGUAACGUGGGCUCCAAGACGUCCCUGACCAACCACCCAGCCAAAAAGUACGUCUUUGACUUCAUGAGGGUCCUGAUCAUGGACAACCUCUGUAUGACCCCGGCCAGCAAGCAGACACCCAUCAUUGACCUGCUGCUGGAGGCCUCCCCGGACCGCUCCACUAGAACUCAGCAGAAGGAGUUUCAGUCCAACAUCCUGGACGGCGUCAUGGAGCAUCUUCUGGCCGCUGAUGUCCUUCUAGGUGAAGAUGCCUCUCUGCCCCUCAGCAGUGGAGGCAGUUAUCAGAUUCUGGUCAACAACGUCUUCUACUUCAGCCAGCGGGUGGUGGACAAGCUGUGGCAGGGCAUGUUCAACAAGGACUCCAAGCUGGUGGUGGACUUCAUUGUGCAGCUCAUAGGACAGUCUAAGAGGCGUUCCCAGGGCCUUUCCCUCGACACCAUCUACCACUGUCUGAACCGGACAGUGCUCUACCAGCUCUGUCGACCCCACAAGACGGUUGCCCAGCAGGUGGCCCUGCUGGACGCCCUGCGGGUCCUGACCGUCAACCGUAACCUGGUGCUCGGGCCGGGCAACCACGACCAGGACUUUGUGGCCUGUCUGGCUCACUGCUUUAUCUGCCUGCACAGUGGGAGCAGCGUGGAGGGCUUCGGUCUGGAGGCGGAGGCCAGGAUGACAACCUGGCAUGUCAUGAUGCCCACGGAGAACGAGGCUGACGCUACGCACAGCCAUGACGUCAGCGAGGGGCGGCAGCUGCUGCUGAAGGCGGUGAACCGGGUGUGGACGGAGCUGAUGCACAGCAAGCGCCAGAUGCUUGAGGACAUAUUCAAAGUGUCUCUGCCCUGCAACGACAGAGGCCACGUGGACAUCGCCACGGCCCGGCCCGCCCUGGAGGAGCCAGCCCUGAAGAGCUGGCAGAACCACCUGGUCCACGAGAAGAAGUGUAUCAGUCGUGGUGAGGCGGUGGCGCCGGCAACCCAGUCCAAACUUUCCAGAGUCAGCAGCGGCUUCGGCCUCUCCAAGCUGACCGGCGUCCGCCGCAACAAGAGGGACAACAGCCUGAACAAGAACAGCCUUUCUGCACAGGAGACUUUCCAGUGGAUGUUCACACACAUCGCUGUUGUUCGAGACUUGGUGGCCAUGCAGUAUAAAGAAUAUCAAGAGCGGCAGCAGAACGCCCUCAAGUACGUGACAGAGGAGUGGGCGUCCAUCGAAUACGAGCUGCUGCGUGAACGGGGGCUCUGGGGCCCGCCCAUCGGUUCCCACCUGGAUAAGUUUGUGCUGGAGAUGACGGAGGGGCCCUGCCGGAUGAGGAAGAAGAUGGUCCGCAAUGACUUGUUCUACAUCCACUACCCAUACAUCCCUGAGAUGGAGCCAAACACCAACUCAGCACAGCCCUCUUCCCCCCUUUUGGUGCCCCUGGUACCCUCAGCCCUGGCUAGGGUCCUUGACCGUGCCCAGAAGCCUCUCCGUUACCGGCGAGCCAUCAGCUACGACAGUAAGGAGUACUUUGUGCGUUUGCUGUCUGGAAACCCUGGCAUGUACCAGCACUCCGUGGAGCACAGCACAGAGGGAGAGACCACACAGCAUGAGCCCGAGCACGGAGAGGACACCAUCGCAAGAGUCAAAGGCCUGGUGAAGGCUCCUCUGAAGAGGUCUCGGUCCACAGCGGACGGGGCAGACGAGGACAGUCAGGAGCAGCUUCAGGAGCAGCUGUUAGAGUCAGGAGGCCCGGAGGAGGAGCAGAGGACCGACAACACGUCCCUGCUGCGCCUCCUGGAGGAGGGAGAGAAGAUUCAGCACAUGUACCGCUGUGCCAGGGUUCAGGGUCUGGACACCAGCGAGGGUCUGCUGCUGUUUGGGAAAGAGCACUUCUACGUCAUCGACGGCUACACUAUGACCGUGUCCAGGGAGAUCAGGGACAUCGACACGCUGCCUGCCAAUUUGCAUGAGGCCAUCAUCCCCAGAGGAGCGAGACAGGGACAGAGUCUACUGAAGAGAACCUGCAGCAUCUUCGCCUAUGAGGACAUCAAGGAAGUGCACAAGAGACGCUACCUGCUGCAGCCUAUGGCAGUAGAAGUCUUCUCAGCAGAUGGGAGAAACUACUUGUUAGCCUUCCAGAAAGGAGUCCGCAACAAAGUUUACCAAAGGUUCUUGGCAGUGGUGCCUUCACUGGCCGACAGCUCAGAGUCGGUUUCAGGCCAGAGGCCCAACACCAGCGUCGAACAAGGAUCUGGGCUCCUCAGCACGCUGGUCGGUGAAAAGUCAGUGACUCAGAGAUGGGAGCGAGGAGAGAUCAGUAAUUUCCAGUACCUGAUGCAUCUGAACACGUUGGCAGGACGAUCCUACAACGACCUGAUGCAGUAUCCCGUCUUCCCCUGGAUCCUGGCCGACUUCGACUCGGAGGAACUGGACCUGAACAACCCCAAGACGUUCCGUAACCUCGCCAAGCCGAUGGGCGCCCAGACUGACGACAGACUGACGCAGUACAAGAAGAGGUACAAGGACUGGGAAGACCCCAAUGGUGAAACCCCAGCAUACCACUACGGCACGCACUACUCAUCAGCCAUGAUAGUAGCUUCUUAUCUUGUUCGGAUGGAGCCCUUCACACAGAUCUUCCUCAGACUUCAGGGAGGUCAUUUUGAUCUGGCUGACAGGAUGUUCCACAGCGUGCGUGAAGCCUGGCUCUCGGCCUCCAAACACAACAUGGCCGACGUCAAAGAGCUCAUCCCCGAGUUCUUCUAUCUGCCUGAGUUCUUGCUCAACGCUAACAACUUCGACCUGGGCGCCAAGCAGAACGGCACCAAGCUGGGUGACGUCAUCCUGCCGCCUUGGGCCAAGGGCGACCCCCGAGAGUUCAUCAGAGUCCACAGAGAUGCGUUGGAGUGCGACUAUGUAUCGGCCCACCUCCACGAAUGGAUCGACCUGAUUUUCGGCUACAAGCAGCAGGGUCCGCCGGCUGUGGAGGCGGUCAACGUCUUCCACCACCUGUUCUACGAGGGUCAGGUGGACAUCUACAACAUCAACGACCCGCUCAAAGAGACGGCCACCAUCGGCUUCAUCAACAACUUUGGGCAAAUCCCCAAACAGCUGUUUAAAAAGCCCCAUCCUCCUAAACGGGUGCGCAGCAAAGCCAACGGUGACAUCGCGAGCAUUCCUCCAAAUUUCAACAGCGACAAGAUCUUCUUCCAUCAUCUGGACAAUCUCAGACCUUCUCUAGCACCUGUCAAAGAGCUGAAGGAGCCUGUGGGACAGAUCGUGUGCACCGACAAGGGUAUACUUGCCGUGGAGCAAAACAAAGUUCUGGUUCCCCCGACCUGGAGCAAGACCUUCGCCUGGGGCUACGCCGACCUCAGCUGUCGUCUGGCUAACUAUGAAUCUGACAAGGCAUUGGUGGUGUACGAGUGUCUGUCAGAGUGGGGUCAGGUCCUCUGUGCCAUAUGUCCAAACCUGAAGCUGGUUAUCACCGGUGGCACCAGCACCGCCAUCUGUGUGUGGGAGACAGGAACCUCCAAGGAGAGGGCCAAGUCACUUACACUCAAACAGGCAUUACUGGGCCACACGGACGCCGUAACAUGUCUGACAGCGUCGUCAGCGUACCACAUUAUUGUCAGUGGCUCGCGGGAUCGAACCUGCAUCAUCUGGGACCUUAACAAGCUUUCCUUCGUCACGCAGCUCAGGGGACACCGGGCGCCCGUCUCCGCUCUGUGUAUCAAUGAACUGACGGGGGACAUUGUGUCCUGCGCAGGCACAUACAUUCACGUGUGGAGCAUUAACGGCAGCCCCAUCGCCAGCGCCAACACCUUCACAGGGCGCAGCCAGCAGAUCCUGUGCUGCUGCGUCUCGGAGAUGAACGAGUGGGACACGCAGAACGUCAUCGUUACAGGACACUCGGAUGGCGUUGUCAGGUUUUGGAGAAUGGAGUUCCUCCAAGUCCCAGAAACCCCUGCUCCAGAGCCGGUAGAGCCAGAUGUGCCUGACUGCUGUGGUGAGGAGAAAAUCGAGGGUGGCGAGACUCACAACGGCGAUGAGGACAGCAGCGAGUCGGACGGAGACGAGCCCAGUCUGAGCCAGGAGCCCAAAGCACCACGCAACCCCUCAACAGGUGGAGGCAGCCAACCGGGCAGCGCCGUCCACAAACCCAGAGGUCCUUCAGCCCGAACGGGAGCUUCGUGGUCGAUGGACAGCAGCUCUGACGACUCUCACCGCUGGUCAGACACCCUUAGCAUCGACGAGAAGGACGGCUUUGUGUUCGUCAACUACUCUGAGGGCCAAACUAGGGUCCCUCACCCUCACCCUCAUCCUCACCCUCACCCGACUCAUCCAGGCCAGGGCUCAGUGCCACAGCCCUCCACCAUGGACGCACGGACGUAUAACCAGCUCAGGGCCGGCUACAGAUGGGAGCGCCAGCUGGUCUUCCGGAGCAAACUCACCAUGCACACGGCGUUUGAUCGCAAGGACAACGCUCAACCAGCAGAGAUCACAUCCCUCGCCAUCUCCAAGGACCACAGUAAGAUCCUGGUGGGCGACGGUCGUGGCCGAGUCUUCAGCUGGUCGGUGAGCGACCAGCCGGGCCGUUCGGCGGCCGACCACUGGGUGAAGGACGAGGUGGUUGACAGCUGCUCCGGCUGCACGGUGCGCUUCUCCCUCACCGAGCGACGCCACCACUGCAGGAACUGCGGGCAGCUCUUCUGCCAAAAGUGCAGUCGCUUCCAAUCAGAGAUCAAAAGGCUGAAGAUCUCGUCACCGGUGCGAGUUUGUCAGAACUGUUACUACAACCUUCAACAUGAGCGAAGCGCCGAGGACGGCUGCAGAAACUGAGCUCCGCCUCCACCCGGAAGAAACCCCCUCCUGCUGCGGACUCAGAAAGUGAUGAGCAUUUCAUUCCUCCAACUGCCUCGUCGUUCCCUCAACACCUCUCACAUAUCCCGAAACGCUCUCCCUCCAAACCCCCUUCUAUCCUAUAUCUCGUACGUCCAGUAACCACAUGUACUGCAACACACCGACAGCUUGUAAGAGGAGGGAAAGUCGGCUGUCUCAGCGAACGAGGUGGGGGAAAAAAACGAUGAAGACAGAUUGAAAGGAAAUGGGAAGAAAAAAAAACUCAAUCACCACUUUUACCACCUGCACUCACCUGAAGGAAGAAAAAAAAGAAGAAAAAAAAAACAAACCUUGAUUCGGCACGCUCGAAUCAAUCACUCGCCAUUUUUGCUUUGAAACAGGGAAAACUCCUUCCUCUUUCACCGUAAGACAUAACAAACUUGUUAAUAUUGUAAAUACUUAUCAUGGCCUUUUUAACUGUAAGAGGAACAAACAGAACAAAAGAUAAGGUCAAUGAGAAAAAACAAACAUAUUGCCUGUAACAUAGCGUUGUGACUAACCACUCCUGGCUUUAAAAACAAAAAAAGGAAAUUGAUUGUGUGUAGUCUGCGUCACGAGUCACGGCGAGUCCAGAGGAAGGGAUAUGAAUGUCAAUAAUUAAUGUCUGUGGGUUGACUUUACUAGUGAGUCUAGUUAUGCAAAAUUACUUCUUUUUAAUUUCCUGAUCAUUUUUUGUAGUUGUUGUUUACAAAGUUGAUUUUCUAAGUGUUGCCCACAGUGUCAAGCCAUCACCAUCAUAAAGAUUUUGUAUCCUUUUUUUUUUUUUUUUUUUGCCAAAUUGUUUUGAUGUAUCAAUUAUGAUGAUUUUCUUUUUUCUUCUUCAUAAUCGGUCCUUUAUAUGAAUUCCCAUUUGGAGAGUUGUUGUUGUUGUUGUUGUUGCUGCUGCUGCUGCUGUCAAAAGACUGGACCCAUUAUCAUUUCAGAUUUUACUUUGAUUUUAUUUUUAAACCAUAUCACUCAGUUUAUUUCAAGAUGCUUUGUCUAGGGAGAGAAAACAUCAUGGGUUCAUCAGCUGUGAAAAAAGACAAAUUAGUUACGUAAUAUUGCUACACAUUAACUUUCCCUCAUGUCUCUUUCAUGUAGCCUUAUUUAGUUACUGUACAGCGUGAAAGCGGCUUUUUGAAUGCACACAGAAAAGGGAUUUGUAGUGUAUAUUGUGGUUUUUAUUUUCUUGUUGGUUUCUAUUCAGAUUUGUGGUUUGCAGACCUUCACUCCGACCCUGUGGCAUUAUUACAGCAGAUUAGGAAAUGUGGCACUCAACACACUUUAUCCUCAGUCCUUUCAAAAGAUGUUAAACUGCAGGAGCAGCAGCCGAGCACCUUGUAAAGAGUCUGUGCAGUAAAGAAUGAAAUGAUUAUAAGCAUUGGAAAAUAUGUAAAUAAUCAUUUGAGUUCAUUUAGUUUAGGUGUCCUGAGAUCAGUCGGCUCAAGAUGUAUUUAGUUGAUUGAAGGUUUUGAGAAGGUCAGAGGAAUUACCUGUGACAAUAAAUCUAUGGAAGUUUAAUUUGUGCCAAAAAUCUGAUUUUGUAUAUUCGUCAAUGUUCACGGUUCCCACUUGUUAGGCUUUUGUUGAGUUUGCCGGGUUACUAUCACUGCUGAUGUGUCACUGUCCAUUUUAGAGUCGUCCCAUAAAUUCAUAUAACGGACAAAAACAAAACAUGGGCCAUGAGAAAAAGAAAAAAAAAACAAAGACAAAAAAAAUGACGAGGACAGAAUUAAAGAAAAUGACAUGACUAGUCGUCUAAUCAUUAUUAUGUAGUCAGAAAAACAGACGAGUAACUUAAAGCGACACAAAUCAUGAUGGACACGCUGCAGGGAUAAUAACAAUGACCAAGCAAAUACACGACAAUGGCUUUUUUGUUGCUACAACAUUAAGCAACGACAGUAGUUAAGCACACGUGUAAAAACAGACAUAUCUAACAUUUGUAUGUGAUCACAGCAUGUUUAAAAUGAUUGUCAAUGAGACUUUUUAGUAACAGCAAGGAGAUAUGUAAAUUCAACAGAAAGAUAUACAGUAACUUUUUGGCACAGAUUGACCCACAUGCUUCCAUAUUGACACAUUAAUAUCAGGGGGUUUAUAUGUUUACAACAGUUUAGCAAUGAUACAAGUUCAUAAUUUAUCCCCAUUUACUCUGCUGGAUGGCUGCUGCUGCUAGGUUUAAUAGU
This is a messenger RNA of Sander lucioperca (pikeperch), 13236 nucleotides long. RefSeq names its product WD repeat and FYVE domain containing 3 (gene wdfy3). Gene Ontology annotation, molecular function: protein binding; metal ion binding. The transcript is spliced from 68 exons. Lineage: Eukaryota; Metazoa; Chordata; Actinopteri; Perciformes; Percidae. The record is from RefSeq and is a predicted model, not a curated record. The coding region runs from base 218 to 11011 and encodes 3597 amino acids.